UGUACAUCCACCUCAUCUCCAGUACAUACAUACAACCUUCUCAUGUCAAUACCUCACUCAUGCAGAUACCCAUAAAAGUACCAGCCACAAAUCCAACAUCAAAUUCUUCAAGAUGAGCAAAGACUCAACCCCAACCCACCUACACAUGCACCACCCCCGCCUAGCCGACUACUUCGAAGACUUCACGCGCCCCCACACCUCCGCAACCCCCAGCACAACAACAACAUCCCACCUCUACAACAACCAUACCGUCACCUACGGCUCCUCGUCCCCCACCCUCAUCCCCUCCUUCCUCCCCAUCGAAGACAUCUACGUCGCGCCGCAGUAUCAGCCCCCAAACCCCGAAGACGAGGAUGAUGUUGUCCCCGACCAGCAUGCUGCGUUUGGGAUUAGUAGGGCUAUGGAACGCCGGCGGGAGGCGGUUUGGAGGGAUUUAGGAUUAGAGGGGUUGGUGAACUCGGGGGGUGGAAAGAGCGCUGGGGUUAGGGUUAAGGAGGGGGGGAGGAGGAUGGGGGGGAAGAGGGUUGUUUGUUUACGGUGAUUUUCUUUUUUUCUUUUGGUUUUUUUGUGGAGGGAGAGGGAGACAGGGGGUUGGGAGGGGUUUCGUUGGGUUGGUUGAUACCCCUUUUGUUUCUUUUAUUUAUUUCGUAUUCCUUGUGGACUGUAUUGUUUCAUUAUCAUUAUGAUGCCUGACGCCCGCCUUAUACAUGCUAUGGUAUAUCUAGUUAAUCCAACGAGGCACUGCACUUUAGAUGCGGAUGACGUCUACCCGUGUCCGUUCGUACAGUUUGUGGCUGAUGUGUUUUUGUUCGCGUUCUUCGUCGGUGAUUUCUCGUGGGUGGAUGGCCAUUUGCGCGUAGGUUCCUGCUGCUCGGCGUUUGGAGAGCGUGCCUGGGUUGAUUACCAGGACGCUGUCUACUACCUGUUUGAUAUUGUGAGUGUGUGUU
This is a messenger RNA of Aspergillus pseudotamarii, 947 nucleotides long. Its product is annotated as Apc13 domain protein. The transcript is spliced from 2 exons. The record is from RefSeq and is a predicted model, not a curated record. NCBI's taxonomy places the organism in Eukaryota, Fungi, Ascomycota, Eurotiomycetes, Eurotiales, Aspergillaceae. Gene Ontology annotation, cellular component: anaphase-promoting complex. The coding region runs from base 113 to 541 and encodes 142 amino acids. Gene Ontology annotation, biological process: positive regulation of mitotic metaphase/anaphase transition.